Paramuricea clavata is the source of this 1041-nucleotide messenger RNA. The record is from the annotation of a GenBank genome assembly. NCBI's taxonomy places the organism in Eukaryota, Metazoa, Cnidaria, Anthozoa, Malacalcyonacea, Plexauridae.
AUGGCCACUCAAACCGAAUUGGAUGAUUGGGCUGAUUUUGCACUUGGUACUGAGUUAUUAACGUUUUGUAACUCUGUUCUUGAUAGAACAGAUGAGGUUUGCAGAGCGGAUUUUGACGAAGCAUCGAUCGAAGCACAAAUUGUUGUUGUUGAUCGAACGAUUAGCUUGCUCAGAUCAAUAAUACACAGUGAAGCUAUAAUACUUGACAACGGUGACAAUGAGAGCUUAGAAAUGUUAUCAAAAGCUUUUGUGGAUGUAUUAUAUUCAUUGCAACACUAUAUAACUGUUAAUUCUUUGAAUCCGACAACAGUUGCUCAAGAUUUCACGUUGACUACAGAAGAGAGGUUAACACCUGGAAGACCACCUUACAAAAUUCCUGUAGAAGUACUUGAAGAUUUGCGUGGUCUGAAAUUUUCCUGGGCCAAAAUUGCGAUGAUGCUGGGCGUAUCACGAUGGACUGUUUGGAGAAGGGUAAGGGAAUAUGGCUUGCAAGAUAUGACAGGAUUCUGUGCAAUUUCUGAUGAGGAAUUAGACAGAAUAAUACAACAGUAUGUUGCCAACCAUGGGACGACCACUGGACAAGUGUAUAUUAAUGGUUACCUUAAAUCACAAGGGUUACUAGUCCAGAGAAGACGGAUAAGAGAGUCAAUGGCUAGAGUAGAUCCACAGAAUACAGUGUUACGAUGGGGAAUCACAGUUUCACGUAGAGUGUAUAGAGUGCCAUGGCCAAACUCAUUGUGGCACCUGGAUGGCCACCAUUCUUUGAUUCGUUGGAAACUAGUGGUACAUGGUUGUAUUGAUGGCUUUUCCAGAAGGAUUAUGUUUUUAAGGUGCAGUUCCAAUAACCUUGCAGAAACAGUACUCGAGUUAUUUCUUGAUGCUAUAUCAAAAGAUGGAGAAAGGUGGCCCUCUAGAAUACGGGUUGACAAAGGAGUUGAAAACGUUUUAGUUUGUGAUGCCAUAGUACAAGCAAGAGGAGAGGGAAGAGGGAGCUUUAUUGCUGGACCAUCCACUCAUAAUCAGCGCAUAGAACGAUUAUAG